AUGAAUCAGGUCCAUGCUAGCGUCAUAGUGGGCCCUACGCUCUCUGACGUUUCGUAUACACCCAUCAGGAUAUUACAAGAUACCGAGGACGCUUCCGAAACCGAAGUAUGCAAACGAGAGGAGGAGUUCCACGAAAAAAAGGAACAGUUAUUCUUGGAGAAAGUUGCUUCCCUGCGGAAACAGCUACAAGAGGUGGCAGAUGGUUCCCAUCCAGAAUAUCAGCGGAGAUUGAGGAAGAUCGAGCUGAUCCACCAGGAGAGGAACCUUUUCAAUGAAGUUUGGCGACAAUGCGAAAUGGAGCGAGUGAAGAGCGAUUGUGAAGCGGAGCGCGAACUCGCUCAGGCCGAGUUGGAGGAGAAAACGCUCGAAUUGCAAGACGGCCUCGUCACCGAGUACGAAGAGAAGCGACGUCAUGUGGAGCUCGAGAGGAACGUCGUUGAGCUCACAGGGGACUCAUUGGAAGUCAAAACUGCGAGUACACGGAAACUCCGACGCCGACCCAACGACCCGAUUCAACCCUUGACGCAAGAGAAACGGCGGAAAGUAUCUCCGAGUCAGUUGAACCUCCUGCUCGACGAGGGGGAAAUUCUCGAAGACCUAAAACUGAUCCAGAGAUGCAAACCACCGCACGGCCGAAGAGGCGAAUAUGACGUCAACAUUCAAUAUGUGAGCUCAUCUCCACCGGCAGUCACCUCCCAGGACGCAAAGAUCGAACACAACAAACUCUUCUACGAUAAGAAGUGGCAUCAUCGAGGUCAAUGCGUGUGUGUUGAAUCUCGAGAACACGGGCGCUUCAGCGGGACCAUCGAAAACAUAGGCACUGCCGAAAUCAGCGUCAAGAAGAUUUCUGACGGAUCUAAAGUUCGCGUCACGCUGGUCAUGCUGCAGCGGGGGAAGGUCGUCUUGCGGAGAAAAUCGUAGUAAUUCAGCUCGGGUGGGCCGCGAGCCCGUCAAAUAGACAAUCGGUCGGACUGACUGACUGAGUGACUUAUAUAUUGACCGUCCGACCAACUCACUGAAGGCUCUUACCCUAUACGAUGGAAGUCGGAACGAGGGCCUGGUCGCUGCCGCGGAAAGCUCUCCGGUCCACUUCGGUGAAAGCCGUUGACUCCGAUCGGAAGGUUGAACUGUGACUCUAGCUCACAGACAUCAGCGGACAGGAACGCCGUCGAUUCCGGUCUCGGAGGGCCUCAUGACGGAGGGCAUCCGAAUGAGGAAGCUGUCUCGAAAGUCUUAACGGGAUUUUCGCCUCGUGAGGUUAGUCCACAUGACGGUGCUCAUGACAUUUUCGACCGCGCAUCACCGCCUCCGAAUGGUAGAAUCGAAGAUGUUUCGAUGGAGAUACGGAAACUC
Molecule: messenger RNA, 1353 nt
Organism: Galendromus occidentalis (western predatory mite)
Lineage: Eukaryota; Metazoa; Arthropoda; Arachnida; Mesostigmata; Phytoseiidae
Product: sin3 histone deacetylase corepressor complex component SDS3
Exons: 4
Coding region: 1-921 (306 amino acids)
Source: RefSeq, a predicted model, not a curated record